Molecule: messenger RNA, 2733 nt
Organism: Tetrahymena thermophila SB210
Lineage: Eukaryota; Ciliophora; Oligohymenophorea; Hymenostomatida; Tetrahymenidae
Exons: 8
Source: RefSeq, a predicted model, not a curated record
AUGAUUUAUAAGAUAUUUUUUAUAAAAUUUAUAUAAUAAAUAAGUAUCAAAAGGUAAAUAAAAUUCUUCUAUUCUAUUAGUAAAAAUAAAGAUCAAGUUUUAAAGAUAUAGGAAAGAGAGAUAAUGGCAUAAUAGAAUUAAAAUUAAGCUAUUCAAGAAUUAGAAAGCAAGCAUUACAAUCCUAAAGAAAUUUCUUCAUUGAUGACUUUGAAAACUAUUUUAGUAGGAUUAGAUAAAGAAAUCAUUAGUGGAUAAAUAACUUAUGAAUUGUAGAAAUUUAAAUGCGAAUUAAGAGAAAAAAUUAGAGCUGUCAUUAAAUUUUACAUUGAAAAAAUAAUGAGUGGGAAAAUGACUUUUUAAGAAUAUGCAUAAAAUUUGUAAAAAACAAUGAAAUAUUUUAUAGGACUAAAGCAGCUGUAAGAAAAGAGUGGCUAAAAAGAAACAAAAUAUGAUAAAUAGCUAUCUAAUAGAGUUUAAGCAAUCAAGAAGGAAUUUGAGUUAUUGGCAAAUGAAAAGGAAUUAGCACUAAAAAAAAUAGCUAUUUUGAGUGGAAAAAACUUAGAUCAAUCAAUUUACGAUAUUAUUGAUUUGGAUAAAAAACCCUUCAAUGAAAAGUUCUUAUUAUUUGCUACGAGAUACAAAUAAUAUCACAAUAUGGUGACAUACAUUUCUGCAAAUAUGAAAGAAUCUAGAUUGUAAGAGUUAUCCACUAAAUUAAUGCCUCUUUUAUAGAGAGCUAAUGCGAUCUUGUCUUAACUUUAAAACGGUUAAGAAGUAAGUAUAAAUUAGAUUAUCACAGCUGAAAUGCCUCCUUUAACUAGAGAAAUUGUCUUAGGAAUGGAUGAAAAUACUUUUAAUUAGAAACUAAAAACUCUCUUUCUCUUGGUUUAAGAAGUUUUAGAUAAAGAAAAGAAGUUUAAAGAAUUUUCAAGGAAUGCAAAAAAAACUAAAGAACACAACUGGCCAGUAUACUCGUCUUUCAAGAUUAAAUAAUACUAAGCUCUAUUCAAUUAUUUGAAUACCUUAGAUUAAACAGUUACUCCCCUCCCUAUAAUUGAAGUAAAAGAAGAAAAAAGAAAUUUAGUUCUUGAAGAUACCGAAGUAGAAUUUUAGGAUAUGAUUAUCAAAUUUAAAAAACUAACAGGAGUACCUAAAGGGAAGUAUUCUUUAAGCUAUUCGUUUGAGCUUAACAAAUAAAUUAUUAGCGAUAAUGUCGAUUGGUGUAAUGAAAAUUUAGAAUGGAAUUACAUGAAAAAGUAUUCUCGUGGACCUGACAUUAAACAACUUGAUAACUAAAUUCAUACAAGAACUAUAAAUGUUAAUAUUUUCAAAAAAGGCACUCUUUUUGGAUAGGAUGAGUACGGAAGAAUAUCAAUUCCUCUUUUAGAUCUAGCUACAAAGUCAUCCAUAAAUAAACCUAUUUAGGUUUAACAUAAAAAGGAUACCUUUGACUUACAUUUUGAAGUUAGAAUAAGGAUUUGUACUUAAAUGUUUACUCCCAUCAACAUCCGCUCAUUAAUUAUCAUUAAGCAAUUCCAGCCAUUCGAAGUAAACAAUGACCUUUAGAUUUUCUUAGAUUCGAAAAUUCCUGAAUAAUAUAGAAUAGUUGCUAAUCAGCCAUAAAAAAGUUAAAAAUAAGAAUAACAGUAAGAUUAGUUUGGUGAAGAUAUAGUCCCAAAACUCCAAUAUUUAACAAGAGAUGAUACUUCUAAAUCAUAUGCUGUCUUUAGUAAUUUGUAAGACAGUAUGAUACCAGAAGGAUUAACUAAACAGGAAGUUAUAUUCCCAGAAGACUUUAAAACAACAUUUUGCUCUUCCUACAUAAAUCAAAUGGAAGAUAUCCUCAAAGAGUUAUCUAAGUACUAUGUAAGUUUAGGAAAAUUUUAAGACAGAAAAUUUGCUAAUACUCAAAUUGAAGAAGCUAUGGGAAAGAAGUUUGAACUAGAAAUACUUCCAAGUAAAGUUGAAUCAGGAAAAGUUACUUUAAAUUAAAUUUAUACCUAUUAUUGUGAUGCAAUCGUCAAAGAUAGACUUCGUAUUGAAUUAUAUAUUAAGUUAGGCUUAUAUGAUUGGGCAUCGUUUUGUUUAGCUAGAAGACAAUUACUUAUUUAAGAUAUGAUAGAUAAUGAAUGGGAUAUUGAAGAUGUAAAGGAAAUCAAUGUCAAAUCAAUCAUUUAGAAAAUAAAAAAUACUUAAAAUAAAGGAGAAGAGCUUAAAAAAAUAAUGGCUUAUAUUAAACCUUAAAUUACUUUUUUGAAAAGAGGAGGGGAAUUCCGUGAAGCAGCUAUCUUAAAAUAACUAACUGAAGAUAUGCUUCCUUAAGGUUUGACUAUGAAAUAAGCCCUCAAUCCUGAGGAUCUUGAUUAUAAUUAUUGUAUGAGUUAUUUAGAAAAAAUGACUGACUAGUAAGCAAAAGCACAAGCUUUCUUUGCUAAGAGUGGACUCAAAGAAGAAAAGGCAAAAGCAAAAGCUUUACAAGAAAAUGCAUUUAAAUGUCUAUACGGUUUACAAAAUAAGAUGUAAACAGGAUAGAUAGAUGCUGAAGAAAUCUAGGAUUUCUAUUCUGAUGGUAUCGUAUUAGAUAGACUAAGAAUUCAGUUAUAUAUGAAACUAAAGCUUUAUGAAUGGGUUGGAUUCUGUUUAGAAAAGCGUCAAAUUUAUAUUUAAGAUAUGAAAGAAAAUGAAUUUUAGAUCAAGGAUGUUGAAAAUAUAGAUUUAUCACAAUAUAUUUGA